Molecule: messenger RNA, 963 nt
Organism: Cotesia congregata
Lineage: Eukaryota; Metazoa; Arthropoda; Insecta; Hymenoptera; Braconidae
Source: the annotation of a GenBank genome assembly
AUGGGACGCACUUUACCGAGCCCAGUGGCGUGCAAAGUUUGUGGUGAUCGUUCCUACGGAAAACAUUACGGUGUUUAUUGUUGUGAUGGUUGUUCAUGUUUUUUCAAAAGGUCUGUUCGACGCGGAGUCAUCUAUACUUGUAUAGCUGGCAAUGGGAAUUGUUCAAUAGACAAAGCAAGAAGAAAUUGGUGUCCACAUUGCCGGCUAAAAAAAUGUUUCGCCGUAGAAAUGAAUAUAACAGAAGAACGGGGACCUCGGACAAAAGUCAGACAUAGAAUUCCAUCUGUUUGGACACAAACAGAAUCAAUUAGUAACAUCAUUAGCUUAAACAGUAAUUUCUCCUUCGGAAUAAGUGACUAUAAGCACCAAGAACCUGCUCUUGCAUCAAAUUCUACGAUAUUAAGUUCUGUGGCGACCAAAAUUGUGCAAUCUGAGGAAACACUGCAGUACGAAAUAGUGGCAGAAAUAUUUCUGUCAUCAAUUCGUAACGCUCGAAAACACAAAUAUUUUUCAAAAAUAAAUCCGACCUCACAAAAUAUAAUCCUCCGUAAUAAUUGGUCAGCGUUAUUCAUUCUUCACUUAUCAACAUGGCCGAUAGACUUUACGACGCUAGACAUUACCAGUUCUACGGGCAAUAAAAGUAUAAUUAGAUACUUAUCGUCAGCGCGAUCGACUAUUACUAAGUUACAGCUCGAUCAAAUUGAAUUAUCGUGUCUGGAAACUUUUACUCUCUGUUCAGAAUUCACUGAAAAUGCUGAAGCGGUCGAAAUAAUUAAUACUGCAAAAAAUUCAGCAUUGCAAUUGUUAAUCACUCAUUUACAAAAUGCCAACAACAGAUUAGCGGAAAUUAUUUUUGUUCUACCGAUUUUGUUCGCUUGCUGUUCAAAAGAAUUGUCUGCGGUAUUGUUCACACCUAUUAUUGGCGACGUUUCACUCGAGCAAGUUAUCGCUUCUAUCCAAUAA